UUUUCAGUAAGAGAUGCUAAAAACCUUGUACCUAUGGACCCCAAUGGCUUGUCAGAUCCCUACGUAAAACUGAAACUGAUUCCUGAUCCCAAAAGUGAGAGCAAGCAGAAGACCAAAACCAUCAAAUGCUCCCUCAACCCCGAGUGGAACGAGACAUUUAGAUUUCAGCUGAAAGAAUCGGACAAAGACAGAAGACUGUCAGUAGAGAUCUGGGAUUGGGAUCUGACCAGCAGGAAUGAUUUCAUGGGGUCGUUGUCGUUUGGAAUUUCUGAACUGCAGAAAGCCGGCGUUGAUGGCUGGUUUAAGCUACUGAGCCAGGAGGAAGGCGAGUACUUCAACGUGCCUGUGCCACCGGAAGGUAGUGAGGGCAAUGAAGAACUGCGGCAGAAAUUUGAGAGGGCCAAGAUUGCUCAGGGAACCAAGGUUCCAGAAGAAAAGACGACCAACAUCAUAUCGAAAUUUGACAACAAUGGCAACAGGGACCGGAUGAAACUUACUGAUUUUAACUUCCUGAUGGUGCUGGGGAAGGGCAGCUUUGGCAAGGUCAUGCUCUCAGAGCGAAAAGGCACAGAUGAGCUCUAUGCUGUGAAGAUCCUGAAGAAGGAUGUCGUGAUCCAGGACGACGAUGUGGAGUGUACCAUGGUGGAGAAGCGGGUGUUGGCCCUGCCUGGGAAGCCACCCUUUCUGACCCAGCUCCACUCAUGUUUUCAGACCAUGGACCGCCUGUACUUUGUGAUGGAGUAUGUGAAUGGUGGUGACCUUAUGUAUCACAUCCAGCAAGUUGGCCGGUUUAAGGAACCUCAUGCUGUAUUUUACGCUGCAGAAAUUGCCAUCGGUCUGUUCUUCUUACAGAGCAAGGGCAUCAUUUACCGUGACCUAAAACUUGACAAUGUGAUGCUGGAUUCUGAGGGGCACAUCAAGAUUGCUGAUUUUGGCAUGUGUAAGGAAAACAUCUGGGAUGGGGUGACAACCAAGACAUUCUGUGGCACUCCAGACUACAUCGCCCCUGAGAUAAUUGCUUAUCAGCCCUAUGGGAAAUCCGUGGAUUGGUGGGCAUUUGGAGUCCUGCUUUAUGAAAUGUUGGCUGGGCAGGCACCCUUUGAAGGAGAGGAUGAGGACGAACUCUUCCAGUCCAUCAUGGAGCACAAUGUGGCAUAUCCCAAAUCCAUGUCCAAGGAGGCUGUGGCCAUCUGCAAGGGGCUGAUGACCAAACACCCGGGCAAACGUCUGGGCUGUGGGCCUGAGGGUGAACGUGAUAUCAAAGAGCACGCAUUUUUCCGGUACAUUGAUUGGGAGAAACUUGAACGCAAAGAGAUUCAGCCCCCGUAUAAGCCAAAAGCUUGUGGGCGAAAUGCUGAAAACUUCGACCGAUUUUUCACCCGCCAUCCACCAGUCCUAACACCUCCUGACCAGGAAGUCAUCAGGAAUAUUGACCAAUCAGAAUUCGAAGGAUUUUCCUUUGUUAACUCUGAAUUUUUAAAACCUGAAGUCAAGAGCUAAGUAGAUGUGUAGAUCUCCGUCCUUCAUUUCUGUCAUUCAAGCUCAACGGCUAUUGUGGUGACAUUUUUUUUUCAUUGCCAAGUUGCAUCCAUGUUUGAUUUUCUGAUAAGACUAGAGUGACCGUGUUUCAGAACCCAAAUGUCCUCAGGUAGUUUGGAGCAUCUCUACGAGAUGGGAUUAUGCAGAUGGCAUAUGGAAAAUGCAGCUGCAUAAUUAACACAUUAUCAAAGUCCUCUUAACAAUUUAUUUUCUGUAGCAUGUCAGCUAAGUAGACCCAGUGGGGAGAGAAAAUGCCUGCUUUCUUUCCCUCUCUCUCUGCACUGCCAUUUUCACCCCCCCACCAUCCAAUCCAGAUUCUUCCUACAAAAGGAUGGCUAAUUGGAUGCUAGCAGUAUCCUCCCACUUCCAGGCCUGGCUUGUAUCCGAGUGUAUGGUUGCUUUGGCCUAGAGGAAGUCCCUCUAUUCUACUGUUCUGGAAGCAUCAGGGCUUUGAAAAGAACAUGUUCAAAAUAAAAUGUUAUUUUUUUUAACUUAAACCUAAGAAGAUUAUCAAAGUUCUAAAAUUCUAAGAAUGUGUUUUUAGACAGUUUUAAUCUAAAAGCACUUUGAGGGGUCAAAAGGCAACCAGCUUGGGUGCUAUCUCGUUGUUGUAGUUUCUGGUAGUAUAUGUCUCUGAUCACCCUCACCCCCAAACUACUCGAAAAGGGCAUUUGGCACCACUGCCUAAAAUAACACAGUCACUCUAGCAAGGUCCCAAGGGGCCAUGGUUUUACAUUACAUUUCAAACUUUAUUUGCUUUGGGAUUUUAUUUCUGUUGUUCAAAUGAAAAAAAAAAAGUGACUCACUUUGUUACACAUGCUUUAAAAUAUGUGUCCAAAUGUUAUUAACCACAAUGACCUGCUUUGAUUUAACCAAGACGGUGACCGACGGCCGUGGAGCCUAACAGACCCAUGCCUAUGGGAAUGGGGUUUGUCUAGGUUUGCUGCUGACUUUGGAAAGCUAAAUGCUCUGAGAAAGACACCAUUUCUUGAAACAAAGAUGGUUGUGUUCUUCCCUUUGAUGUUGUUUUGCAAAAUGUUUGUGGAAAUGUUCAUUUGUAUCUGGAUUUUUGUUAUGUGCCACUUUUCUUCUAGAAUCAAGAUACAAUAAAAAAAAAGAAGAAGAAAUGUUAUUUCAAGGAAAACUGCUCUUUUUGAAAAAUGUGGACCCCAAAAUAUGGAAAUAAAGUGGGGCCUGAGGAAGGAACUUGGGAGAAAGGAACUAAAUCCAGAGCUUAAUCCUGGCCCCAGUGUUCAGCCAGUCAGAGAGGCAGGGACUGUGGACUGUUCAGAGACUCCUGGUGACAGGUAGUGGGGUGGGAUGACCUGGUCAGAGCUUCCAAUGAUAUUGGAGCCCAAGACCCACAUUCUCACCAGAGUCAAGUUUAGAGACCAGCUGGGAACAUGAAUGGGGCUCUUAAUGUUCUUAUCAAAGUCACCAGUCCUCCCAGCUUGGACUAAAUAUUCUUUCUAGCAAGCAGCUUAGUGAGCUCCCCGAAGCCCAAGGAAACCCUUGGGUGGGAGAAAUUUCAUUUCUGUCUGAGCGGAUUAAGACAGCAGGUGACUCCUCCUCCUUGCCUACUGUGCCCUGCUAUUCUCAGGCAGCCCUAAAGAGAAUUCUUAUCACAGUUCAAGUGAUUUCCAGAAGUUCCCAGGUUUCUGAAAGACCAUCAACAGAACUUUGAAAACUUGACAAAUGUCCUUGAAGUAAGAUUUCUCAUCUUUAAGAAAACCAUGCUAAGGAGCUCCACUUAGGCAAAGUCCCCUGCUGUUCAUCCCUCUCUCCCCUUUUAUUGCUUCAGGUUUAGGGACCCUCCCUGCUGCUGCCAUUGCAGUGGCAAUCCUGGCCUAAGGUGAAACAGACUUGAAGUCUUAGCUGACAAGCUUAGGAGGUUAUAGAAGGAGGAAAUCAGGGCAGAACCCCCUCACUUCAUUGUUGAGGAAACUGGCAUCUGGAGAGAGGAAGUAACUUGCCCAAGGCCAAUCUGCUGAGAUACAAAUCCAGGUUUCCUGACCCUCAGCACAGUGCUCUUUCUGCUCUGUGCACAACAGGGUAGAUAUCUCUAAGCCAUGCCCACCAGCAGGCAAAUUAUCAGAGAUCCUUCAUCUGAUCCUUCAUCUGGGUUGUGCUCUCACUUUGCUUGGAUAUACUCUCAGGAAGAUAAAAAUCAUGGAGAAAUAGUGAGUCAUUGACAAAUGAUCUGAGGCAACUUGAAAGAACAAUGUCGGAUGGAUAUAGAGAGAUAGGUAGAUAGAUAGAUAGAUAGAUAGAUAGAUAGAUAGAUAGAUAGAUAGAUAGGCAUUAUAUAUAUAUAUUACACUCUACAUUUUCCAAAUUCUUACCAUUACUUUUCAAAAGUUUAAUAGUUUGCAGAAAUAGAUACUCAAGCCAAAGUCUCAGUUCCCCUAGCAUGCCUUCCUGAGGGUUGGUCAGAGAAGCCUUCUGUGGAAAGACAGAAUUUCUGCCAUUACCUUUUCUAUCUACAUUUUCAGUGCAGAGGAGACCCAGAAACAGAGCUCAUUUAAGAAAGGACAGGGCCAUGGCCACAAUGACCUUCUUGGGGGAUUAAGAGGAGGUCAGUGGAAUUAAUAACCCUCCUUGGAUGAGUGCUUCUAUCUCAUGUGGCUUCAGAUGCUCUCAACCCAAGGGAGUUACCCAACAGAGAGGCUCAUUCUCUCCCAACCUCCAGGGUAAAAUCCAGGAGUAUUUGCUAUAGGGAUCUGCCCAUAGGACAAACCCCAUUAAAACAAGUCCUGUCUGGACCCUGUGGCUGGCUGAAGCAUUAGUCACCACCAGCACCAGUGGGGAAGGGCAUCCAAAGUUGGGACUGAUGGGAAGGGAGCCUUUGCUGGAUGCCCACAGUCAGUGAAGGCCAGAUUGGAUUAAUAAGGCCAGGGAAGAUCUGAAAGCAGGCAGUUGCCUGUCUUCUAGGCCCAGAUCUUCCUGCCUUCUAGCCACACACAGCCCUGGAGCUCUCAGACCUUAAAGGGGCCUGACAAAGUUAAGUUCAUCGCCAGGGCUCAAAAUAGACAGUAGCCCACUUAAGAAACACUUGGGAUCUUUGGGAAUAAAUUCCACUGAUUUGCUUCAGAGUGAGUUCCCUGGCUCAGGGUGACUCUGGGUUGGAAAAAGUGAGGUGGCUUAUCCUUCGUCAAGUCUUAAUUCAUUGAUUCAUUCAUUCAACAAAUAAUAGUGAACCGCUUACUAUGUGCUAGGUCCUAUUCUUGACAUUGGAAGUACAACACAAGAGAAACUGACAGUGACUCUGCCCUUUCGGAGAGAAAUACUGAAUACACAAGACCAUUUCUGAAAGCCAUAAACGCAACAAAGACAAUUAAAAGGACACCGAAGCAUGACUUGUGGGGAUUGGGAGAGAGAUCACAGACAGUGUUAAAGGAAGAGGAGGCAUUUAGCUUCGCUCUGAACACAGGAAGUAACACAUCAAGUGCCUGGGGGAUGGAACCUCCCACAGGCCAGCACAGGCUAACAGCAGGAGGGACAAGGCAAAGCAGAGGGGGCGGGACAUGGUGGGAGACAGCCCGCCAUCUGCAAAACAGCUCCAUCGGCAUCUUCAACCUGCUCCACUCUGUCCACGCUCGCCCAAGUGUGCUCCUGGUACCCUGUUGCCCCCCUCACUUCCACAUUCCCAGACAGACACUGAAAGAAUAAAUAGGAAACUCCAUAGAGACAUUUUACAUACCUCAGGAGAGAGGUCCAAAAGAGGUCAUUCUUGUGCAAGGUGUUUUACAAAGGGGAAUGAGCCCAGCAAUGAGAGAUCCUUAUCAGUCAGUGCCCAGUAGAGGCUAAACCCAAUCCCUGAGUGGUGACUGGCCAAAAUCUAACAAGUCAAUCAUUUCUCAGUGACCACCCCUGUCUUUAUCAUUUACCACGACUCUGGCUCCAGCCUAGCAACCUGUCUGGUACUAGUGAGUCCCAGGCGUUAUUCCUUGGUUGUCCUGUGGUAAAACAGCCAUUAGACUGUCUCUCUAGUCAGAGGGACUGGAUGACGCACACUUAGCUGUGGUGUGGUCAGCCAUGAUGUGGUCUGCAAUCUUGGGCAAGUCACUUUUCCUGCCUGUGCCUCAGUUUUCUCAAAUGUCAAACAGUGGAGGCUGGGGACUCCAGUUCUACCUACUCCAGGUGAGUGUGGUACAGGUGGGAAGAGAUGCCAGACUGACAGGGACCCUUAGUGGUCAGAGCAUCCUGCAGAAGAUCUGUUGAUGAACCCACACUCUGAAGUUCCCUGAUAAAACUUGCUCCAAACUAUAGUUAGUAAACUGGGGUUCAUUUCUUCCCCACCUCCCUGCUUAAAAAAAAGAAAAGAAGAAGAAAGAAAGAAAUACUAGACUUAUUAAGAAGACCGGCUUGCUUUGUUUUGUACACGGGCUGCCCUUACAGACCUUCCUUGGAGCUUUGGGUUUUGUGUCUUACAGUGUGUUGUUUAGGUACAUGCUGUAAACAUCUUUGGAGAGAACCCCUGACUGAUGAAAACCCAGUCUUAGUCUGUAGGUGGGUUUUUGAACCAACCAUGGUAGCCCUCUCAUGAAGCAGUGAACUGAUUUCCCCACAUGACCAUUCUGCCUCCUUGGGAGCAGAGUAGAUAUGCAGCAGUUCACCUUUUCCAAGAAAGAGGCCUCCCAGCCACAGGGCUUGCUAUUGAAUGGUCUUCUCUAGGACACUCUACCUAAUGAUUAAUUCUAUAACAUUAAGCAUGUUAAUAAGUAGUUUCCAAUUCUAUUCAUCUCAAAGCCAAAGAAAAUACACCUCUCUCUCUCUCUCUCUCUCUCUCUCUCUCUCUCUCUCUCUCUCUCACACACACACACACACACACACACACACACACACACACACACACACACACCACUUUAUGGCAAUCUUUAAAGAAAUUCAAUGACUUAUUUCCUUUCUUAGAACAUUUCCACCAAGUUCUAUCCUGAAGCCAACAUACAAUGUGCAAUGAAAGCUAGUAUGUGUAAUGCAGCUGCUAGAACUUGUCGGCGCAGGACUCUUUCUGACUGUGCUCAUGAGAUGUCGUCAGCCUCCUGAUAACUGGCAUGUCUCGGUCCUGUUUCCUUCCUCUUAUGCUGUGUUAAUGUGUUUGCUUUCCGUUUGGCAGAGAGACAAGCGAGACACCUCCAACUUCGACAAAGAGUUCACCAGACAGCCUGUGGAGCUGACUCCCACUGAUAAACUCUUCAUCAUGAACUUGGACCAAAAUGAAUUUGCUGGCUUCUCUUAUACUAACCCAGAGUUUGUCAUUAAUGUGUAGGUGAAUGCAAACUCCAUUGUUGAGCCUGGGGUAUGAGACUUCAGGCCAAGUGUAUGUAUCAAUUCUAGUCUUCCAGGAUUCAUGGUGCAUAUGCUGGCAUUCAACAUGCGGAGAGCUUGUCCUCGAGGGCUUUUCUUUGUAUGUGUAGCUUGCUAGUUUGUUUUCUACAUUUGAAAAUGUUUAGUUUAGAAUAAGUGCAUUAUCCAAUUAUAGAGAUACAAUUUUCCAAACUUCCAGAAACUCAUCAAAUGAACAGACGAUGUCAAAACUACUGUGUCUGAUUCCAAAAUGCUUCAGUAUUUGUAAUUUUUAAAGUCAGAAGCUGAUGUUCCUGGUUAAAGUUUUUACAGUUAUUCUACAAUAUCUUCUUUGAAUGCUAAGCAUGAUUGGUAUUUUUAAAAGUUGUGAGUAAGCUUUGCAGUUACCGUGAACUAUUGUCUCUUGGAGGAAAAUUUUUGUUUAAGAAUUGAUAUGAUUAAACUGAAUUAAUAUAUGCAAA
Molecule: messenger RNA, 7307 nt
Organism: Carlito syrichta (Philippine tarsier)
Lineage: Eukaryota; Metazoa; Chordata; Mammalia; Primates; Tarsiidae
Gene: PRKCB
Product: protein kinase C beta
Exons: 12
Coding region: 34-1500 (488 amino acids)
Biological process (GO): protein phosphorylation
Molecular function (GO): ATP binding; diacylglycerol-dependent serine/threonine kinase activity
Source: RefSeq, a predicted model, not a curated record